UGAAUCUCCAUGGCAAUGACCCUAAUCAGUGAGAGGGGGAAUGCAGGGGACGCAUGCUCAGUAUGGCUGCAGUGGUUCCCUUAGCUGCUUGCUACUGCCAUUUCCAAGGUUCUGUCACAAAAGACAGAGGAAGAUCAGGCACUUAGCAAAAUAGUAGUUUGGGCUGGGAAGGAAGCUUUAAUUCUUGAUGAUAAUAAUGGCGUCUCCUUCUGUCUGGAGAGCGAUGUGGAUGGCAAUCCAGUUAAUUUCAGUGGUUGGCCUAUUGAGUGUGAAGCUGGUCGGGGCCAGUCAAGAAUCUGGGAGUGUCAUUCCAGCAGAAAGUCGUCCCUGCGUCGACUGCCAUGCGUUUGAAUUCAUGCAGAGGGCCCUGCAGGAUUUAAAGAAGACUGCGUACAAUCUAGACACACGGCAAUUUUUUGUAGGAUUCCUUUUUGAUUGUCAGUCACCACUCAGCAACGGCUGUUACCAGGACAGCAGCAGAAGGUGGAAAGUGGAGAGAGACAGUAUAGCAGCACUGACAAAAGGGAAUGGGAGCACAAAGGAGGAGGAAAAGCUUACGUGGUGUCACAUUUGCACCCAUCAUUGGUGCCAGCUCACAAUAAACCAGCUUAAACAGCUCACAUGGGUGCAAAAGCAUUCUGAUUGCUUUGCCGAUGGCAUGGUCAGACAGAAACCCUCCUCCUGAGAGCAGAAAAGAGAGGCCUAUGUGAUUGCUUUCCUGCGAUGCACUGAAAUGAGCACUGGGACAUGGCCAAUGGACAUUAUUCAUUUUAAAAAUGCUAUUGAAUAAACUACGGACAGAUUUAUUGA
Messenger RNA from Chrysemys picta bellii (western painted turtle), 810 nucleotides. The record is from RefSeq and is a predicted model, not a curated record. Lineage: Eukaryota; Metazoa; Chordata; Testudines; Emydidae.